CACGUUUUCUUCUGGCUGUAAGCAUUGGUCCUCGAGAAUACCUGAUGAACAUCCAAGAGAGUGUAUUUUGAAGCGAUCGCCAAAAGAAGAUGAGGAUAUACUAGAUCGAACACUAGAUUGGGUGCAACGAGCAGUGAUUGGUCUCAAUCUAUGUCCUUUCGCGGAGAAACCUUUUCAAAAAAGGCAAAUGAAUUUGGAAGUUAUUCGUGGAACGGAUCAGGUAGAUAUCCUAGCGAAGGUAUUGGGGGAAUGUUUGGUCCGGGAAAAACAACCAGGUACUUGUACGUAUCUCGAUGUUCAAUGCUGAAAAUGAAAUCGUUGCUAUCAACUUUUCUAAUGAGCCCUACUCAUAUCAUGAAUAUAAUUUGCUGCGAAAGCCUUGAUGAUUUGUCCAGAUCUUUUCCCUUCGAAUUUCCUUUCAUUCCUUGAAGUUUACAAUAUGCUGCAGGACGGAGUCUUGGUUGACAAUGAUCUUGGUGGACGCAUCCAAAUCGCUCCUUUCCAUCCAUAUUUUGAGUUUGAAGGAUCAGGGGACAAUAUUGACAAUUUAACAAAUAGAAGCCCAUUCCCAAUAUUCCACAUUUUGCGAGAAGAGGAAGUUGGCGUAGCAGUAGAUGCCUUAAAUGGCGAUUCUGAAAAAGUAUGGAAACGAAAUGUCGAACUUCUGGAAGAGUUAGAGGAACAGCUAGGGAGAGAUAAGGCUACUAAAGUUCUAAGUGGAGAGGAGCCAGAUAUCAUAACUAGUAAAAAAGUCAAAGAGGUGCUUAAAAUGAUGAAGAAAAACAGACCUAUAUAGUGAAUAUAUAACACUCCUGUGGGUUCACACAAAAUGAAGGAAUAGUUCUGAAAUUCCAGCCUCAGAGACUUUAUCACCAUUCUGGUUCUGUUGCCAGACAGGAUUCUUGAAUAGAAUAUCAACUAGCAG
Pseudo-nitzschia multistriata is the source of this 925-nucleotide messenger RNA. NCBI's taxonomy places the organism in Eukaryota, Bacillariophyta, Bacillariophyceae, Bacillariales, Bacillariaceae. The record is from the annotation of a GenBank genome assembly.